CUUGGACGAAGCUGGAUCUUCAUUAGGAUAGAAAGAUGUUUGGACAUAAACGGAAAAAAUGGACAACUUACAACGAAUAAUGGGAUACGCGACAGUUCUUCCCCUUUUUUAUCAACCUUAUUCCGAAAUGAAUCUUGCCAUGAUAGCACAGUUUUUAAUAGUGCUAUUCCUCUUGGAGAUAAUAACAACGAGCAUGGCUGCGAUUUUUUUCUCAUCCUCUUUGACUAAAUCCAAAACGAAGCCAAAAUAUCAACCAUCGACUACUAAACAGAAACCACAUAUCAUUAUCAUUCUCGCCGAUGAUCUGGGUUGGAACGAUGUAAGUUUUCACGGAUCGGAUCAAAUCCCCACGCCCAACAUCGACGCCCUUGCAUACAAUGGUAUCAUCUUAAAUAAUCAUUACGUGCCCGCAUUAUGCACACCAAGCAGAUCGGCUUUAAUGACCGGAAAAAAUCCAAUUCAUCUGGGCAUGCAACACUCUGUGCUCUUCCCAACCGAACCACGAGGGCUCCCCUUGAGCGAGAAACUGUUACCUGAAUAUUUGAGAGAAGUAGGAUAUAAAACACACGCUGUGGGAAAAUGGCAUUUAGGAUAUUUUAAGAAAGAGUACACUCCGACUUAUCGUGGAUUUGAUUCACAUUUUGGUUAUUGGAACGGUCUUCAGGAUUAUUACACGCAUAUCACGCAAGAACCUGAUCCGGCGUACAGCGAGUUCAAAGGUUUUGACAUGAGGCGAAAUCUCACAGUGGCAUGGGACACCGUAGGAAAAUAUUCUACAGAUCUGUUUACGAACGAAGCUGUAAGAUUAAUUAAUGAGCACGAUACUGAUCAACCAAUGUUUCUAUACCUGGCUCACUUAGCUCCUCAUAAAGGAAAUGAAGAACAGCUGUUUCGAGCACCCGAUGAAGAGAUUGCCAAAUUUUCAUACAUUCUUGAUCCUGAAAGAAGAAUUCAAGCAGCUGUUGUAUCAAAAUUGGAUCAAAGUGUCGGUGAUGUAAUGGAUGCACUAAGGAAUCGCGGCAUGUUGGAGAACAGUAUAGUACUUUUUAUGAGUGACAAUGGUGCACCAAGCGAGGGUGAAUUGAGUAACAAGGGCAGCAAUUAUCCUCUUCGAGGCAUAAAGAAUAGUCCAUGGGAAGGUGGAACGAGAGGAGUUGCAGCUAUUUGGAGUCCUCUAAUUAAGAAAUCUAAAAGAGUUUCUAAUCAAAUGAUGUUUAUGUCCGAUUGGCUUCCUACACUUCUAUCUGCAGCAGGAGUAGAUAGAAGGCAACUUGAUAACAUCGAUGGAUUUGAUCUCUGGUCAGCCUUGGUGUUGAACAAAAUCAGUUCCAGAUCCGAAGUAGUGCUGAAUAUUGAUGAUCUCAGCGAUUAUGUUGCCUUCAGACGAGGUGAUUUUAAAUACAUUAUCGGUCGAACAGAAACUGGUAGUGCUUGGCUUGGAGCAAGUGGAAAUUCAUCUGAAGGCAUUUCUCCGCAAUACGAUCCUUAUAAAAUAUUGUACAGCAAAACUGGUGUUGCUAUUUCUGGUAUUAUUACUGCUAAACAAGCGAUGGAAUUGAAAGAAAGAAGAAAAAGAAGCGUGGAAAUAUAUGAUACUGCAUUAGAAACUAAUUUUGAAGAAAAGAUACUCAGUGUCGAAAAUAUUUCCGAAUUGCGAAGGAAAGCACAAAUAAAAUGCAACGUCAAAGAGAAAGAUAGAAUCCCUUGUGAACCAAUGAUAGCACCAUGCCUCUUUAACAUAGAAAAAGAUCCUUGCGAAAUGGUGAAUCUUGCCAAAACAAGACCAAUGAUUAUGGCUAUUCUGGAAAGAAUUCUAAUGAAGUACAGAAUAACCGUGAUACCUCCUAGUAAUUUAGAUGGAGAUCCUAGAGCGGAUCCAUCACUUUGGAAUAACACUUGGACCAAUUGGUGCGAAGCUAAUCCAUUAGCACUCUCUUAUACAAAUAUUGAGGAAUUGAAACAGUCUGGUCCAGCAAUUGCAGUGAUGUCCAUUAUUUUUGGCCUUUUCGUUGUUGGUAUAAUAAUGUUAUUCACUUUGAAGUGUGGAAAAGGUAACUCGAACAAUUUAGAAAAUCCUGAAUAUCAGAAUGAUCAUGAAGAAGUUGCAUAUACUACAAACAAUAACGAACAAUCAUUUUCUAUGUAUAGUAUUAUAACAAAUACGAGACAAAGUGAUAUGUCUAAGCAUAAACAAAUAAAUUGACACUUUCGAACGAAAUAUACGAGGAGUAAACCUCUUUUAAUUACUAUAAAAAUUUAUUACAUUAAUCGAAUUCUCAUGCAAAAAUAUCAAUGAUAUCAUAAUAUUUGUUUAUUCAUAUAUUUAUGAAAUGAAACACAUACGAAAUUUUUACCUCGUAUAAUUUCGUUCUUUAUUAUUUUCUUCAUUUCUUUCAAAAUGUGAUCCACACGAUAUACACGAUUAUAUCGUGGAUAGGAUAACAAUGAUAAAAUGAAACAAAUUUCCUAAAAUUAGAAGUACCGCUUGUUAAAUAAGUUUGUUGUACUUCGAAAAAAAAUCAUGAUUCAAUACAUUUGUAAAUAAUUCACAAUCUUAAUUAACAUUUUACAAAAUAUUAAAUAUUAAAUAUUAAAUGAUAAUUGAGUGGAUGUAUGAAAUAAGGGUAGGAGUUAUCAUUUUAUCUUUUUUAUGAACAUCAGUAUUUCAUUCCAUUAUUGCUGAAUAGUGAUACUGAUAAAAUACGAAUUUUUUA
Molecule: messenger RNA, 2714 nt
Organism: Apis laboriosa (Himalayan honeybee)
Lineage: Eukaryota; Metazoa; Arthropoda; Insecta; Hymenoptera; Apidae
Product: arylsulfatase B-like
Exons: 9
Coding region: 59-2203 (714 amino acids)
Source: RefSeq, a predicted model, not a curated record